Messenger RNA from Anoplopoma fimbria (sablefish), 4142 nucleotides. RefSeq lists its product as uncharacterized. The record is from RefSeq and is a predicted model, not a curated record. The transcript is spliced from 4 exons. The coding region runs from base 91 to 882 and encodes 263 amino acids. NCBI's taxonomy places the organism in Eukaryota, Metazoa, Chordata, Actinopteri, Perciformes, Anoplopomatidae.
GAUCACAACACGGGCUGCAGAGACGCACAAGCAGCGAGGACCCGGAGAGGAAGAGCGCGGCUUUGCACCACUUUUAUCUGUAGCCAGAGGAUGACAGCAACCAGUCCUGUCUGCAGCCCCGCAUCCUCCCACUCUUCCCAGUCGUCACCUGUUUGCCUCCCAGCAUGCUGCAGACACCUGAGGAUAGACAAGGCCUUCCAGACCAAGCUGCACCUGCGCUCUGCCCCGGGUGUGUGGCUCCUGCUGGGCGCGAUAGUGGUUUUGGUGGGGAUGGCUGUCGUGGUGGUGGGCUACGUGUCCGCAGUUCAUAAGCCCAUCAAGGACACCCACAUUAAAAGGAUGAAGCUGGUCGGGCCCGUGGUCAUGGGGUUGGGCCUGUUCAUCUUCAUCUGCGCCGCCACGCUGUUGUACGAGAACCGAGAUCAGGAAGUCCACAGACGAGAGACACCUGAUGACCUCAAGGAUCUGAAGGGAGGAGACGGCUCGGAGGACUCGCAGGAGCAGCCCAGCUUCAGCUGUCAGGAGCAGUGGGAGUGUAAAGAUGGGGAGCAGGGAACCUGGGCCGCUCCGACCCACGUACUCCCCCUCUCAAACCAGAACUGUUGUCCUACUCUUCCUCCAUCUCACAGAAACACGCACAACAUCAUCAGCAGGUCUUCACAAUCGCUUCCUUCGGAUGCAGGAGGUAGAGAUAGAGAGGAGGAGGAGGAGGAGGAGAAGGAAGGAAGGGCAACUCUGCUGGCCCAGGUUCAGCACCACCAGGAGCCAACCCCUCCCCCUCCCUCCCCCUGCCCGUCCAUCUCCCACUCCUCAGUCUACUCAGACUCCUGCAACUCCAGCGAAACAAACUUCAACGUACGGACAGGCUUUCCUCAACACUGAACCUCCCACUGGUUCAACUUCUAACUGUCUCAUAAAAUAUGCAUGAUGAGAUUCAUUUUGAAGCUUCACGUGCAGACACACACACUUAAGACAAGACAUUCCUCAAUAAACCGAUGAAAUGCUUGUUGGUAUGUUUUAGUGCCUCCGAGUGGCGCAGUGGCUCUGAGUCAUUGUCUGUGAAGGGUGUUUUUGUCCCACUUCGUUCUCUGACUCACCCACGUUUGGAGCUAUGCUCUUUGAUGUCAACUCGCCAUCUUGUUGUCUUUGAACUCACCCAUGCCCAAAAUCCCAAAAGCCACUGCUUGUUUGACCAUAUUUGGAUGUGAGGAGGAUUGCUGAAAACUUAUUAGGGGGCCAUACUGGGAGAUGGACACACUCACUCUCUCACACACACAAACACACACACACACAUGCAGAGCGUUUACUUUCCUUGCUUGAGAGGUUUAGUUAAGAGGAUGAGUACGAUUAGGUCUUAAAUGAGUCUUUUUCUAAUCUCACACAUACUGUUAUCUGCUCUUUAUCUGAGGAAAUUGUGUCUAGGUAUAAACAAGGGAAGCACACAAGGCCACACUCCUCUCAUUCGACACCUACGGCCACGCUAUAAAUACCAGCUGCUGCUCUGUACACAUCAUGCAUGUGUGGAUUUGUGUUUCAGUGUUUUACUGUAAUUCAUUUUUUUUUUUUAUUCACAGUGUCAGCUGUUCAGUUUUCUCUCUUCUCUCGAGCGUGGCGAAGCGAGAUCUUAAAGAAUUUCAAUCAGAUGGUGUAAAGAAAAGAGCAAUGAAUGAAAAAAAAAAAUCAAAAUCUGGUGAGGCUGUUAUGAGUUAUUUCUGACGCAGCUUAACUGAGAAAAAGCGGCCCUAUGAGUCGUGUAACUGAAGCCUCACUCUCCCACCAUCCCGACCUUUCAUCUCCUCUCGCUUCAUCAUCUGAUUCCUACGCUUUAUUCAAAUGCACCCGUCCUCCAUCUCAAUCUUUGGCUUCUGCAAAACAGAAAAAUAGAGCAAAAACAACGCAGAGACAAAUGUUACCGGGCCCAAUUAAGCGAAAGCGAGCAUGUUUGGAACAGCCUGAGAGGUAAAAGGGGGUACGAUUUUAAUUAUCGCCAGCAUUUUCUACUCCAGCCUCUAAUUACACAGGGGAUCAGUCUGAGGAGUUUUAUAGGGGCUCUAGGACUGCAGAGUAUUUCCUUGUUGUUCGGGCCCAUGCUGGGAUCCUGCCAUCCAGAUGACGACGGAGACUUAAGCAUUUAGUAAUAUGCAACCAUUCAUUUCACUCGCUAGAAACAGCACCCAUCUCCCUCUUACACACACACACACACACACACACACACACACACACACACACACACACACACACACACACACACACACACACACACACACACACACACACACACACACACACACACACACUCAGUUGAAGGUUUUGUGUAGGUACAUUAUGCCGUUUUAAGAUGCUGGGUUUCAGUAGCAGGUAUGAGUCGGGGAGAUGUGUCUGAAUCUUCACUGAAUCUUGCAACAAGCUGCAAGCACCCUCCUUCGCACUUAUCGCUCGGUAAAGCAGCUCGCUUUCUCUCUCUCUCACACGUACAGGAGUCCUCACUGUGAGAGAUGCUCUGAUGUGUUUACAUUUAGAGGGAAAUAUCUGCAUGUAUGUCAGAGCUGCAACCAAAGGUUAUUACGGAUUAUUCUGCUGAUUAAUGUCACAAUUAUUAUGAAAUCUUUCAGUUUAUUAGGUUCACCCAUCUUAAUCUAAUAGGGUCAUAUUAAAAAAACCUGCCAUAAGCUAUCUUCAUGAAGGUUACUGUUUAAAUUAAGUGUUGAUUCCACUUUGUGGUCACUUUGCAGGCUGCAGUGUGUAGUAGUGUUUAUACUGACAGUGUUUCUAUUAUUUUGUCCACCCCAUUUAUAUCAAAGAGGGUCGACUAAAAAAAAGACACCACCAUCACCACAAAGUACAUCCCCCAAAAUGAUUAUAAAGAAAAAAGUCUUUAAAUUACUUUAAGCUGGUGUUUUGUAAAAAAAAAAACUACUGAGCUUACUUUCAUAUUAGACAGAGAAAAAACAACAAUCCUCACAUUGCUUAUGAAAAGUUACCCCAACGAUUAAUCAACUAGGCAUUUCAGCUCUGUCAAUAGCAGGAAUAGUUUGUCUCCUGGGUCUUCAUAUCCAUGUGGCAUAUAGUUUGAUUUACCCAGCAUCGAUCCUCUUUGAAUCUGACAUUAAACUGACCAGAGGGAAUUUCCUCGUCUUUACUCUCACGCACAGCAGCACUGCAGCAUCUGAGAUUACACGAAAUCCUUGAGGUGUACAUCAGUGUUGUUACAUAAUUUAGCAACGCACGUUUUUUUUUUUUUUGCUGCAUUGAGUAUAUAACUGAAUCGAAUCCCCCCCCUUUGAGAGCUUAAUGUGUUUGUGUGUUGAUACAUAUCUAUAGAGAUGGAAGGAAGGCUGUAAGCAGCUUAACCCUGCGCUGACUCAGGACACUCUGCUUCUUAAAAUAGAGAGGAGCUAUGAUCAACAUUUUUUGCUAUAAAAGAUUUGAGUGACUGAGGAUCAACCAAGCGGAAAAAAAAAAAAGUGAGAAGCAUCAGCUGGAUGUAGAAAUGUUUUCCACCACAAACGAGGAGUUUUAACAUACGUCUACAUCUGACAUUCAGUACUUCAUGAAAACAAAGGGAUGAAUUAACAGCUUGGUUUUAUAUGUAACAUUCACAUUGUAUCUUCUGGUACAACAACCUAAUAAACCAAAUGACAUUUUCUGACAUUAAAGGCGAUAUUAAAUCUUUCUUGUGGCUCGGCUACACAUCCCACAACUCAUGAUUUUAUAAUUAGCUAAUAAUCACCUCACCCUCGUAGCAGGUGUGAUCCGUACGGGACAAAUAGCAGGUCAAUUCCUGAUCUAAUCCAAUUUCAGCUCCUCUUCCGGUCUCCUCAGCAGUCCUCAUGGUGCAGUCAAUGGAAGAAGUACCACGCUCAAAAUGAAAGGACUAAUAUUCUGUGUUUUUGCCAUCGUGGUGCUCACACCUGCUCAAGGUGAGGAAGAGGAGCAACUAGAGCAGCGUAUGGCGUCAGUUCGAUUUGAGCAGGAGUUUCUGGAGUGUUUCCGUUGUGACCUGGGCUUCUGGGAUACCUGCUAUACCACCCAAACCAACUGCAGCGUCGGCGAGCGCUGCUACACGGGCCGAGGGAUGGCAGCUGAUACUCUGGACGUUAAGACUUUGGGAUGUGUGAAGGCAGACGAGUGUGAUGUGGAGA